Schistocerca serialis cubense is the source of this 1248-nucleotide messenger RNA. Its product is annotated as piggyBac transposable element-derived protein 3-like. Lineage: Eukaryota; Metazoa; Arthropoda; Insecta; Orthoptera; Acrididae. The record is from RefSeq and is a predicted model, not a curated record. Gene Ontology annotation, molecular function: sequence-specific DNA binding. The transcript has 5 exons. Bases 1 to 1248 code for a protein of 415 amino acids.
AUGAUGGUACGUUAUUAUGGCAAACAUUCAGCUAAAAUGUUUCUGAGGGGAAAGCCUAUCAAAUUUGGAUAUAAAAUUUGGUGUCUUACAAGUUCCAAUGGCUUUCCUUAUAAUUUUUCGCCAUACUGUGGCAAGACUGACAACAAACAGGAGCCUUUAGGAGCAAGGGUAAUAAAUGAACUAACCAGCAUGAUUCCAGAAUCAGAGUAUCCGAAUUAUAAGCUUCUCUUUGACAAUUUUUUCAUCAGUGUUGACACAUUGAUCACACUCAGAAAGAGUAAAAUGAAAGCUACAGGAACAAUAAGAGAGAUCCAAACUAUUGCAUGUCCUUUGAUUGACUCGAAAAGAAUGGCAAAAGAAAAGGAACGAGGAUUUUAUGACUACAUGUUUGACAAAGAGAACGAAGUUCUGGUUGUGAAAUGGAGUGACAACAAACCAGUAUGUGUAGCGACUAAUUACAGUACUAUUACUCCUCUGAGUUCCACUAAAAGAUACUCACGGGCAAAGAAAAAGGAAAUAUCUGUUAGAAUGCCACAUCUCAUUGAAGAAUACAAUGCCCUUAUGGGUGGCAUAGAUCUACUGGACAAGCAGAUAAAACUUUAUAGGACGAGGAUAAGGUCAAAGAAAUGGUGGUGGCCAUUAUUCACACAGAUGAUAGAUAUCUGCGUAGUAAACACAUGGCAUGCAUCCCAAAUUGCUAACUCUAAUGAGAAGCUCUCACUUUUGGAUGUCCGACAGAGAAUAGUGAUGUUUUACCUAUCAAAGAAAACAGGAUCAGUACCAAAACACAGAGAACCACAAGGAAGAAAAUUGAUAGGAGGACGGGUGGACACAUCCAGAAAUCAUUUCAUUGUACCAAGUAAAACGCAGAAGAGAUGUGCUUACUGCAAGAAAAAAAAAAAACAACAAAAAUUUGUGAUAGGUACAAUGUUGCUGUACACGAAAAAAAUAGGGCCUGCUUUUUUGCUACGCUGUCACGUAAGAUUAUGGCAUAAGAAAGUUGGCCCACUGAGUGAAAGCAAGGUAACAACACUUUCGGAUGUCAAACAUCUAAAAGAGGUCUCUGUUAGCAUCUGCAGUCAUUUCACUGGAUUAUUACUUGCAUGUUUUUAUCUUGUAACAAGGAAAUUAUCUAUCAUCAACAAAACAGGUAAUACAAAUCAAAGAGAUGUAAGGUUUUACAUACGAUAUUGGAUAGGUCAAGGGAACAUAUUUGCAGGUAGUUCGCUAUCUUUAACAAAACAGUAA